UGUUGGAGAAUCGAGAGCAAAGCAAUUACAGCCCAAUACAAAUGUCAUUAGUACCUCGAUCAGAGCAAGAGCGAUUGCCGUACAAGUGGGGGAAUCGUAGCCUCCGGCAACUCAGAACUCCGGCUCCAACCAUGACAACUCAAUACAAGGAGGAGAUUUGCGAGAGAUCCGAGUGCAAAAGUAAAUCUCCAACUUUGCUCUCCUCCUACUGCAUCGACAGUAUUCUGGGCAGAAGGAGCCCGUGUAAGAUUAGAUGUAUUGGAGCUCAAGCGUUGCCGCUUCUCACAGCCAGGAAUGAGCCGGACUCAGCUAGUGAAGGAUCACCCAAGGAAAACAUGUCUUUUGACUCUGAGCUCCAUUUCCCCCCGAAGUUCCGAAGACUAUACGGGCUGGGAAGUAAAAUCUUUGACGCUCGGGGAUUUAACGAGAUUGCUGACGAGAAAUUGGAGAGAGACAGGUCCUCCGAACCGUUCCGAAACACCGAUCUGAAAAUCAACCAGGCCCCACAAGUCAGCAUCAGCCGCAGUAAAUCCUACAAAGAAAACUUCAGCCUGGGCAAAACGCAAGGGGACAGCACACAGAACCUGGUCCCGGCUCCAGAGCUAAGUUCGGUGGAGCCCGCUGACAAGUCGUUCGAGGGAGAUGCGAAAGAGGACACGGUCGAAGACGACUUAAGCCCCAAACUUGUGGAGGAAGCGCAGACAGACGUGGAUGUGAAGGAUGGGGAAGACAGCCUGUGUCUAUCAGCCGGUAGUGACUCUGAAGAAGGUAUGUUAAAAAGGAAACAGCGACGAUACAGGACUACAUUCACCAGCUACCAGCUUGAAGAACUAGAGAGAGCUUUUCAGAAAACACACUACCCGGACGUCUUCACCAGGGAGGAGCUGGCGAUGCGGCUAGAUUUAACCGAAGCACGAGUGCAAGUUUGGUUUCAGAACCGCAGAGCUAAGUGGCGAAAGCGAGAGAAAGCCGGAGCUCAGAGCCAUCCGGGCGGUUUGUCCUUCGCCAGCCCGUUGGGAGCGGGACACCCGCUGGGACCUUACCUGGACAGUAGUCCCUUCGGACACCACCCGAGCCUGGAAUCAGCCUGGUCAGCCGCCGCAGCCGCCGCCGCAGCCGCCGCCGCAGCUUUCCCCGGGCUUCCACCUCCACCAGGGACCGCCGCUUUACCCCCCAGCGGGGCCCCGUUAGGCCUCGGCACCUUUCUGGGAGCGGCCAUGUUCAGACAUCCUUUCAUCACUCCGCACUUCGGCAGGCUCUUCUCGACAGUAACUCCGCUGACAGGCGCCUCUGGGCCUGCCCUGCUGAGACAGUCGGCCCCGGGGGUAGAAGGGGGAGUGCAGACCGGCGCCCUCGCAGACCCCGCGGUGGCAGCAGCAGACAGACGAGCGUCCAGUAUCGCAGCACUGAGACUCAAAGCCAAGGAACAUGCCGCCCAACUCACACAACUCAACAUCCUUCCCGCACCCUCCACUGGCAAGGAAGUGUGCUGAGUACACAGCGAGGGGCUUCACACACGCUGCUGAUCAAGACCAAAUUCAGAAAGAGGACCAGUUACACCGCGUGGAUUGGGUUCUCAGACUGUGCAUGCCCCCAUAGAGUCAGUAUCCCUUUCAUCACAUCAACAAGCCACACUUAAUAUCAAAAACAGCCAAGACAGAGACAGAAAGAGAAAAUCAAUUACAUUGUUUACAUAUAAGAUUUGCGAUAUUCCUACCAUUCUUAUUUCCCUGAAAGGGGAAGAUAGUAAUAGGAGCGCCUGAUUAAGAAUAUACUUGAGAGAAACUUUCUUUAAUAUACUGGUGUUUGAUCUAAUCAGGGCAGUCUUGAAAUUGAAAGAGCGAUGAAGUGUAUUCAAAACUCACGGGUAGUUUCCCAAUUCCUGGUGGCCAGGUUUAAGGGAUACUGUUUCUGAAUGAAUUGAGGUUGACUUUCUGCGACGGACGAGUUGUAUAGCAUACACGGGCAUACAUGCAUUGAUUACGUCUAGAAUUUUAUAUCUAUAUAUGUAUAUACAUCUGUGUAGCCAACCAACGGUUCGCUACUAAACCAAAGGGACAAAAAUACUGCCAAUCCGAGUGGACUGCUUAUUUCACUAAACUGUGAUUGAUUUCUGUACAUGAUGGUCGUUCUUCAGAAUUUCCAAGGAAAAUAAUUGUACAUUUUUUUUUAAAUGAAAAUUUGCACUCAGCGUGUUGUGAAAGUUUAUUCUCUAGAAUUACCAGACAGUUCUUAUACAGUGAUGUGGAUGUAUUAGGUUCGUAGAAUAAUUAUUUAUGGACAAACAUUUUAUUUAACUUAUUAACCAUAGAGGUUUCGAAAACCUUAUAAAAAGCAACUUGGUAUAUUACGUGUACUGUUGUAACUUCUUGAUAUGGGCUAGAAGAGUGGUGACACUCGAAAAUAAAAUGUUACGCUUAACAAGCUAAUUGGAGAAAGCGCUUAUUCUAAAACCUGAGUAUUUAUACUACUGAGCAUUUAUCCAUUGCGGACAAACUCACUACUAGAACAGAACAAUCGACUCAAAUUCAUAAUUAAAAAUAACUAAAAGCGCCAGUUGUGUUUCUGUCCAAAAUAGGUGCAGUCAGCUGAUAGGUAGUUUGUACUUUAUAGGCUCGAACCCUGGCAGGUUCCUGUCUGACUGUAUGGUGACAUUCAGGCUGCACAACAGGAAGGUGUUUUCCAGCCAGCCAUUCCGUUUCAGGAAAGUCCCAUUCAUUCACAAAUCACGCUUGCAUAUGCGUAUGUGCUGGCUAAUUUCUAAGUGUGAUAGUUAAUAAACACAACAUUGCAAAGCAAUUUAAACAUCCAUCUCGUUAAUUUCGAGAGGGAGAAAAAACUUUAAUAACACAACAUAACGUUCAGGUGGACCACAAUGUUCUUUGGGCCCAGAAUCCAAUUUGUCAAUGGAAGAAUGAAUACUGGCAUUUUCUGCACUCCCACAAGUAAUCCCUGCACUGGGUUAAGAUUAUUUCAAGCAUUUAGCGCAUUCUUCGAGCACUGUUGUUUUAAUGAACAUUGGCAGAAGUUGCUAGUAGUGUUCAUAGUCUUACAUCGCUGACACCACCAACAAAAAGUGGUUUUAUGGACUUUGCUCGGCGGAAUGUAAAUGAAAAGGUGUUUUAUUUGUGUUUCAUUUUCAAUUUCUGGAUACAUCCUUCCUAGACUAUGUUAACUAUCAUUUGGAAAUUAUAACAUUGAACCCUCAGCCCCACCACUAUCGCCGCUAUAAAAUGCUGCCAACAAGUAUUUGCUUGGAUGUCUUGCUGUAUCUGUGCUACUGAGCCACCCUACUAAACAUUCGUGUUCAACGAAUUCGCCGUGACGUGAUCGGUGACCGCCUUCCGCGUUAUUUGAGUCUGAGUGCUGACUUACCCAAUUGAUGGCCAAGCAGCUAAGCGCGAGACUCGUGGAGAGGUUACCUGGCCCAGAGCCACUCCAAAUAGAUGAUUGGAUAGGUUAGGUUUGCACGAUAAUCUGCUCCCCGGAUUAGAGGUGUUACAGAAGGUCGCCACGCGAAUUCAAAUAUCUUAUAAAUACUAUAUAGCAAGUACAGAGGGUAUACGUCUUUAGAAUAUGCUUAUUUCAUAUUCUCGAUAUCAUAAUAAGAUUCUGUUCAAGUUAAUGCCAGUAUGGAUCCACUGAGAAAGCUUCAGCUUCGAUUAUGUGAGGCUGAAAUAUAGGAAUAUACAGUUUCAAAGUAACACAGCCAAUGGAUUUUCCUAUUGAAUUCACCAAGGCUAUGGUGAAUGUGGGGACACUAAUUCCUGAUGUUGACACUAUUAAUCAAAUUAGAUGACACCUUUCGAAAAAAAAUCAAUCGGCUUGAUUGUGGCGUCAGUAUGGCAACAUCCAGUCUCUGAUUUCUGUACUAACCUGGCAAUUUUAUCAAUUCCUACCCGUUUAGCUUUAAAUAGUCCUUUCUCAAACAAAGCGUCAACUGUUGGCAUUGAUAAAUUUAAUUCUUUUCUCUUUCAAUACGGGGCGGGGUAUAAAUCAUCUUUUUUAUUGUUUUUUUUGGAGAUAAACAGUGUGUUGAACAGACCUUUAGUUUGGCAGGAACAAAAAUCAACUUGAUGAAAACAAAAUCAAGUUUUCAGGGCGAGCAAAAGAUUUAUAGUUUGUGUGAUGGAGGUGGGCAUGGGAACUUGUAGAUUCUUUACUGUUUCCGAUCCCGAGUAUGACAGCCAUCGCAGUUUUGAUUUCUGAACUGACCUCACCUCUGCUAUAUUCGUCACGUAAGAUGAAGUGUUUGCACCGGGAUGACCAACUCUUGUGUUAAACGUUGCCUGGCGUGGCCCAACAACCCCACUCUAGACUUUGAUGUACUCACGUCAUUACCCGUUUUGGACCAGGUAGCCAAUUAACACUGUGGGCGACAUAUCUUUAGGUUGAUAUCAGACCAGAACCUAUCCCUUUAUCUCAGCUAAUGAAUGUUUUUUAAAGUAAUUCACCCUCCCCCCCAACACCCAUCUGACCUCCACUCUAUAGUACUAAAUCAAAUUGCGUGAAAUUACGUGGUGGAUUAAAGUUCUUAUGGACGAAUGAAAGCAUCUCCCUCUUACUCGCCUUGCUUUACAACUAAUCCCACCUCAGUGAUGGUGCAAACAUGUAGAUCUCAGACUGUUCUUUCAUGCCUCGCAGCUGGUAAAGCAGCUAUUCUUUGCUAAAUAUUCACCAUAAAUAUCGCAUGUUAACGGCCGAUGACUCCCAUCAAGUCUAUAUUAAACAUUUGACAUGUCACGCAUGAUAAACUCUGAGUGUCUUUGAAAAAAAGGCAUUAGCAAAGAAACCAAUUUCUCGUCAGCCAAACCUCCCCAAGUGUUGAAUGAUUUCGUUUGAAAGAGCCAGUGAAGCGUAUUUACAGGGUUUUAUGAGAUUUUCCAGAAUGAUUUAAUCUUAUUGUGAACAUUAUUAAUGAAUAGCAACCCAAUUUGGCUCUAAUAUCUGGGAAUUCUUGCUACAAAACACGACGACUGUGACCCCCAACCUUAAGCAAACCUCCCUGGUGUUUUUGUGCUGCCUUCAGACUCAAGCAACUCCAUUGCACGGGAGCCAGGAUUCAGCACGCUCACACAAAUUCAACUCUCCCUCCAUUCACUGCCAAGCUCCUCACCAUCUGUUCCCAAAACCAGUUUCCAGAUUUGGAGAGAUUUCAAGUAGAGUGACAAGUCGUCUAUAUAAACAUGUGUACAUUUGCAUGCAUGUGUAUAGGUAGAAAGACUGUUGUAUAUAUGUAUACAUGUACAAAUUGUAUUGGUUAACGUGGAAAGGAAUAUAUGAUUCAGAUACAGGUUAAUUUUUUAUGCGCAGAUCACUUAAUAUUGAAGUUUAACGUAAGGGAGGCAUAAUAUAUUGUGCGCAUUAAUGAAACCAUGUAUGAAUAAUGCACACUUAGUGA
Molecule: messenger RNA, 5401 nt
Organism: Stegostoma tigrinum
Lineage: Eukaryota; Metazoa; Chordata; Chondrichthyes; Orectolobiformes; Stegostomatidae
Gene: arxa
Product: aristaless related homeobox a
Exons: 5
Coding region: 42-1493 (483 amino acids)
Biological process (GO): regulation of transcription by RNA polymerase II
Molecular function (GO): RNA polymerase II transcription regulatory region sequence-specific DNA binding; DNA-binding transcription factor activity, RNA polymerase II-specific
Source: RefSeq, a predicted model, not a curated record